AGCAUGGGAAGCAUACGAAAUGCCGCGGCAGUUCCACGCGGAAAGGCAGCAAGGUGACUGAGAAAGCACUGGCUAGACUGCAAUGAACAACGAGCUCAAUCUCGGUAUUUGGGGCUGCUGUCAAAAGCGCUUGUCCCCUCUGUACCUCGCGCUUGUGCCUCUCUUUCGCCGUCUUGAGCUGUUCUUGACCUUUCUUGGUCUCCACAGACGAAACGAUGCGUGUCUCCAUAUCGCUGUCCCUCUUCGCCUUGGCCGCGUUGGCGGUAGCAGUGCCGUACCCGCAGGAAGAGGAUCCUGAUGUCGAAACCUCUGUGGCGGAGCCGUCACCGACAUUCGCCAUCACGAUCGCGGAUCCGACUCUGCCGAUCCCCUUGUCCACUUCUCUCAAUAUUCCAGUAACGGUUCCCUCGGCACUCCCGACGGGCGAGGUGGCAUUGAAUUCUACGAGCACGCGGCGGAGGAAGAGCCAUUGGGAGCCUAUUCCCAUCUUCUCGAAGAGCUGUGAUUGCCCAGCACUUGCGACGGUUGCGUAUCCGUGCUGGGCUACCGAUGCGCUGCAGCGAUGCAACUUCGAAGAACUGCACUCGUACGUUUGUUGGACUUCAGCGAAUUUCGGUUGCCCGUCUCCUACGCGCUCGUGCGAUUCGCUCUUCCAGCCGACGCCCGUCACCGGCAAGAAUCCGUGCGAACUGGGUCCAAACACUGGCGGAAACCCGACGAUUACAGACGCCCCCGUGCGACGAUGGCAGGAUCUAGUAUAGGCGAAACGAUUGACGGGAAGCUUUUCUUAAAGAAAGAAGGAUAUCGAAAAGUCGGCGACAAUGAGAGCGGAGAAACGCAGCUGGAGAGGGGGUGCACAAAGAGAGUGGUGAUGAUCUCGGGAGGGUGGAGAGAAGGAUUGGCAAGCAGGGCUGAAUGGAACAGUAGCACCUCCGUUAAGUGAAGCUCGCCUCUGCAAUACCACCUCACAACUCCCCUUAUCAUUUACCCAUCAACAUCUUACCUGCGUAUGCUCCUACGGCAA
Trematosphaeria pertusa is the source of this 1024-nucleotide messenger RNA. RefSeq lists its product as uncharacterized. The coding region runs from base 216 to 761 and encodes 181 amino acids. NCBI's taxonomy places the organism in Eukaryota, Fungi, Ascomycota, Dothideomycetes, Pleosporales, Trematosphaeriaceae. The transcript has 3 exons. The record is from RefSeq and is a predicted model, not a curated record.